AUGACUGAUAUAACUAAGGUUUUUCGAGCUGUUAUAAAAGCUAAACAAGUAACAAAUGAUUUUAAUCUUGGUUUAAAUAAACGUGUGAAAAAAAAUGAAAAAAUUUCAACAAAUUUUUUAUCACGAGCAAAACUAAUUCUUAAUGAUAUAAUAAAAUUAAAGCAUAUUUUACUUAAUUUUCGUACAAUUUAUUUAAGUCCACAUUAUCUUUUAUCAUCAACAAAUAAAAUUAUGAAUGAUGAACAACGUCAAGAAUUCGAACAUAAUAUUGAAAAACAAAUAAAACAAUGUCGAGAUGAUUUAGAACAAUUAAAAUCAUCUAUUGGGCAAAUUUGUUUUCAAGGACAACGUCGUUCACAUUUUGAAUUAGUUUGUGCUUAUUUAGAACGUGAUCUAGUUGAAUGUACUAAAAUUUAUAGUGAACAAAAAUGUUUACGAUAUAAAUGUGAAUCACAAAGAAAAAAAAUUGGUCGACUUGAUACUGAUGAUCAACGUGUCAUAUUAAAUGUUCAUAAAAAAGAUAAUCGAAAAAAAACGAAUGAUCUUAUCGAUGGUACAAAAAAGUCAACAAACACAAUUGAGAACAAUUCUAAUAAUGUAACUGCUACUACUACGACUACUAAUUAUUUUGACCAAGAUAAUCAUAUUGAACAUGAUGAAGAAAAUCAAAUUCCAUCAACUCCACCGACUGGUAGUGAAAUUCGGCAAUUACAACUAGAAAAUGAUCAAUUAUAUCAUGAUGUUGCUCAACGUAGUGAAGAAAUUCAUGCUAUAUCAACACAAGUUGUUGAAAUAGCACAAUUACAAAAUGAACUAUUCGAUAAUAUACUUAUGCAAAAAGAUCUUAUUCAAGAAGUUGACACGGCAGCUGUUGCUAGUAAUGAUGAUUUAGCUGCUGCUAUUAUACAUAUUCGUGAUGCAAUUCGAAAUACAGCACAAAUGCGUCGUUGGGUUAUAUUUUUUUUACUUGUUAUGAUUUUUUCACUUCUCUUUCUUGAUUGGUAUAAUGUAUAG
This is a messenger RNA of Rotaria sp. Silwood2, 1014 nucleotides long. NCBI's taxonomy places the organism in Eukaryota, Metazoa, Rotifera, Eurotatoria, Philodinida, Philodinidae. The record is from the annotation of a GenBank genome assembly.